AUGUAUCUCCCAUCAUUCUCCACAGCACUCGCAGACUCGGCCUUUCCAUUCAACUGGAUUUACGACGCUAUGCAUUUAUUCGUCAUGUAUCUAGCUGCGUUCUUUGCUGCUAGUCCCCAGACUAUCAAAGCACAAGGUGGUAACAGCAGUGGGGAAUAUCUGAUUGGGCUUGGCAUCGGAGACGUUACUGGGUAUGUUUCCGCCUUCUGCUGUUCUUCGGAUACCUCUCAUGAUACCUCCAACAGCCCAGUCGUCGAGACAAAUAUGAUGGUUCGUCCCACUUCAUCCCUAAUUGGCUAUGCAUACUUACCACAAACUGACACUGGCCUCCACAUGCGUCAGCGCAGCCGCGCAUUUAUUGUCGCCGAUGCCUCAAACCCAUCUGAACGUGUUCUUUUCAUCAAUUCUGACAUUUGCAUGGGCGACACGGGAAUCCGACGAACCAUUCUCUCCUCUCUUCAAUCGCUCUACGGAAACCUGUACACGCCUGCCAACACUGCCCUCGUCGGAACUCAUGCCCACAGCGGCGUUGGCGGUUAUCUCGAGAACCUUCUCCCACAAGUCACCUCCCUCGGAUACGUGAACGCAACCGCAGCCGCCAUCGUCUCCGGUACCCUCAAAGCCAUUGCAGACGCGCACAACUCACUCGUUCCGGGUAAUCUGAAACUCGGAAACACGACGCUGCUCAAUGCGAAUAGAAAUCGGAGCCCGAUGGGAAAAGCGAUGUAUGAGGGGAAUCAGGAUACGACGGUUACGGUCUUAGGCUUCGACAAUGCGAAUGGAGACGCGACGGGGUUGCUGAGCUUUUUCCCGGUGCAUGGCACGAGUUUGUAUGAGAACAAUACCCUAGUGAGCGGUGAUAACAAAGGCAUGGCAGCGUGGAUGUAUGAAUCAUAUAUCGAGCCUUCAUCAAUGCCUGGCAAUAACUCCUUUGUUGCAGGAUUCGUACAAUCCAACGUGGGCGAUACCACCCGAAUACCCUAUUGCGAAUCACCCGGAAAACCAUGGGAUGGCCAACCCUGCGAGUUCGAGCAUUCGACAUGUGGUAAUCGAACCGAAGACUGUCACGGACGGGGUCCUGGCUUCCAUAUAUCGGAUUUCGAGUCCAAUAGGAUAAUCGGGCAGGCACAGUUUGAAGCAACACGGACUGUGAUGGAGGGCAGCAAAAUGACCGCUGUGAGCGGGAGUGUGAAGAGCGUUACUCUUUCGCGGGCGGAACCACGUAAGCCCAUGUCGCUUGAUCACUUCCCAUCCCAUAACGCGUCCUCCAGUGAUGGCCCCGGCGCCUUCGACUUCGUCCAAGGAGACAACUCCUCCCAAUCCCAAAACCCAUUCUGGGAAGUCGUCAAAAGAUUCCUAACCCCAGCCCCAUCAGAAGAUCAAAUCGCAUGUCACUACCCCAAGCCCAUAUUACUGAAUUCGGGAUAUAGCCAUCAGCCGUACGACUGGUCGCCUGGGACAGUGGACGUGCAGAUGCUGAGGGUGGGGCAAUUCGUGAUUCUUGUGAUGCCAGGAGAGUUGACUACUAUUGGCGGGAAGGAGGAUGAUGGGGAGAGGCUGAUUGCGGAGAGUGUCUUGGACGAUAGUGCGUAUGUAGUGAUCGCAGGUCCUGCAAAUACGUACGGACACUACGUCACAACGCGCGAAGAGUAUGGUAUGCAAAGAUACGAAGGUGCUAGUACGAUAUUUGGACCUGCUACGCUCGACGCGUAUAUCCACAAGUACGGCGAGCUCGUUUCAUAUCUCGGAGAUAAUGCCACUGGUACGAGUAAGGCGAUCUCGUUACAGACUUCGGUGGUCGUUGACAAUCCUCCCAUUUUCAAGCACUUUGGAGACGUCCUCGUCGAUGUCGAGAGCAGCACAUAUCACGCGGGAGACACUGUAGCUGUGCAAUUCGUCGGGGCUAACCCAAGGAAUAAUCUGAGACUAGAGGGGACAUUCCUCACUUUGGACAGACAAAUGAACAGUAAAUGGGUGGUGGUGAGGACAGAUUCGCAUCCUUCGACGACGUACGAGUGGAAUCGGACGAGCACGGUACUUGGCACGAGCACGGUUGAUAUCAGAUGCGGGACAUACCGAAUAACAUACUACGGCGAUUCAAAGUCGCUCUUGGGAAGUAUAUCGGCGUUUACGGGUGAAUCUUCGAGUUUAUUCCGUAUUGGAUUUAUACUAUCGUCAUCAAUAUGUCUUGACGGCGGGGUACCUCGUAUGUCGAUUCACUAA
This is a messenger RNA of Suillus bovinus, 2223 nucleotides long. RefSeq names its product Neutral/alkaline nonlysosomal ceramidase. The transcript has 19 exons. The record is from RefSeq and is a predicted model, not a curated record. The coding region runs from base 1 to 2223 and encodes 740 amino acids. Gene Ontology annotation, biological process: ceramide catabolic process; long-chain fatty acid biosynthetic process; sphingosine biosynthetic process. Lineage: Eukaryota; Fungi; Basidiomycota; Agaricomycetes; Boletales; Suillaceae. Gene Ontology annotation, molecular function: N-acylsphingosine amidohydrolase activity. Gene Ontology annotation, cellular component: extracellular region.